AUUGCAGUAGUGUGUCGGCUAGCGAGAGGUGCUGUGUCCGAAUAUCAUUUUUUUUAGCUUCAAGCCUCUAAGGAAAAAAAGAAACACGCAAAUCAUAAGGGAAGUAACGCAAUGUAACAAGAAAUAACCACGAUUGAAACGUACGUGGCCAGAUAACGACGUAUAAAUUGAAACUGUGCAAAAUUCUAUUUCAUUAUUAACGAAGAUAGAACCUACGUAUUCUACUGGUGGUCUAUUUCGCUAAUUUGAAAUGGAGAGCCCAUUGCCGCAUAUUGUGGAAAGCUCCGAUAGUGAAUUCUCUACAAAACCAAAAGAUAGGUUAGUCAAAAUUCUUGACUCAAUCGAAAUCCAUGUCGAACAGCUGAGGAAAAGUGCAUUGCGACUUGAGGAAGAGAAAGACACUCUUCUUACUACUUUGGAUACUCUUCGUAACAACGAUCAUCUUUGUUCUCUUGAUGAUGGCGACAAAGAUGAUGUACUGAGAUACGUGGAAAGACUAUCAAUGCGCUGCUUAACAGUUGAAGUUCUUGUUAAAAUUCAACGUGAUCAUGUUCAGCAGGAAGCAUUGCAUCAGGUGAAUGGUCUUAUCGAUAGUUUAGUUGUUGGCCUACGUAAUGAUCCAUUUAGUACACGGCAGCGAUGUGCAGCAUUUAUGAAUGCUUGCUCAUCACAUACUACUGGAAGUUCAGACAAAAACUUUGAAAUGGCCAUCCUUGGCUGUACGUUGGACGAUCAAAAGCGCGUGAAGAAAAGGUUGCAGGGUCUUCUAGACUACAUUGAUAAAAUGCACACCAUAGAGAUGCAGUGAGAGCAAACAAUAGCUACAUGAUUAUGAAGAUGGAAACCAGAUAGCAGCCCUUCCAUUGCAACACACAUGUAAUUCGUUGUAUAGAUUCCACGAUACAGCCACGCUGUAUAAUCCAUGCAAAGAAUACAGGACAGGGGUCAGGAUAUAUUCCAUAGAAACUUUACAUAAAAGAUUCAAAGACAAAAGGGGGAUUAAAAAAGAGAGGGAAACAAAAGAAAUGGAAAUAUGCAGCAUUCCUCGCAGCAGACGUGACUUAGUCAUCGAGAUUCCUUUGAACAAAAGCGAAAUCUAGCGCUCAAAUUGCACUUUUGAUCGGACUACUCAAAGCAUGCACUCGCGCUAUGUACCUAAUACUAAAUGAUGAAAAUUCAUGUAUGUUUGUAUAGAUAGUUUUUGCUAAACGUACGCUAUUUGGAAAUAUUACUGCUUAAAUUGAUAAAUACGUCCUGCUGGUUAUUCAGAUAAUGCAGAUAGAAGUUUAUCAUGGCGAAGAAGAAGGAUAAUAGGGAUGCUUAUCAUGAGAAAAAAAAAUACUUCUAGGAUAUCUGAAGUUUGGUAAUGGAGUAGUUCCUUUUCACACUUUCCUCCUAUACUAACUUCUCUUAGUAACGUUCCUUUAAUAACAUUCAACGUUGAGCGUUUAAUUUUUAAAUCUUUUUCUUUCUUACUCUUUUCACGACAUAUGAAUUCCAGAAUAAGUAGUUUUGCUACAUUGUAAAUAAAAUAAGAUUAUGUUCAAUUUUCAUAUUGUCAGAUAGGAGCGUCCCUUGUUUCUCCAAUUACAAUUAACAUUAUUGUAUGAUGGUUCGUUAUCCUCAAUAUUAUCCUCUUCCAACUGCAUGAAUGUUCUUAUAAACAUUAUUAAGACUCUCGUUUUCUUUUUUAAGAAUAAGAAAAAUAAAUGGCCGUGAUUUCGAAAUAUAAUUAAAUUAAUAAAAUUUAUGCGUUAUUCGUGUCUAAAAUAUUAAGUUUUACUGACCAAAGUAGCGUUACAACUAAUUAAAGCACAUUAUUAUUUUAAACCUGUAAAUUUGCCCAGUGCAUUUUCAAAUAUAUAAUUUCAAAAAUAAUUUUAUUUUGUGCAAGCCACAAUACUUUGCUAGGCCGUAUACGGCAGAUAGUAAAAAAAACGUGUUUAGAUGUAUCUCGUCCAGGUUAAUCUGCGAUGUACAAAACAAUGUAAAAUACAUGUCUAUUGUCAUUUCUGUGAUAAUAAACACUCAGAUUCCAAAAA
Messenger RNA from Cephus cinctus (wheat stem sawfly), 2042 nucleotides. RefSeq names its product BAG family molecular chaperone regulator 2. NCBI's taxonomy places the organism in Eukaryota, Metazoa, Arthropoda, Insecta, Hymenoptera, Cephidae. Gene Ontology annotation, molecular function: adenyl-nucleotide exchange factor activity; protein-folding chaperone binding. Bases 251 to 808 code for a protein of 185 amino acids. Gene Ontology annotation, biological process: protein stabilization. The record is from RefSeq and is a predicted model, not a curated record. The transcript has 3 exons.